AUGCAACUUAAAUUCACAGUGACGACAAUAAUUGUCCUUUCGACAUUUUCAUCACAGAAGAGGGUGAGGGCCCUCAGAGUUCCUUCAAAGCAAACAUGGUCAUAUGAACUGAAAUCGGUAACAGCCCAUUCGGAUAAUCCCGAUUUAUGGAGUUUUAGUGAAGCUAAAGCAGAACGAAUAAGUCGUGGUGUUUACGGUGCCACACUAAGUUUUGAUGUGAAUUUUGAUGUUAUCGAAGGAGAUGAUUCUGAGGUUGAAAUGCUUUCAUAUCGCAGUGAAAACGGUGUCAAAGAAUUUAAGGAAUUCCCAUUUAAAGUUGAUCGACAACACUAUUUUGAUUAUUUUAAUAACUUUUACAAAUUGGUUAUGGACACUUUCAGAGAAUGUUCCAAUAUGCCGAUAUUUGAGGAUAAAUUUCAACCACCAUUUGAAAAGAAAACAUACAUAUUGAACAAAUGUCAAUUCGAAAAAGAACAAUUUCCUCAACAUAUGCAGGAUGGAUUUUAUAAGGUGGUCCUCAAUGGUUAUGGAGCUGCACGUUGGUAUAUAGAGUUAAUCGUUGAAAUAACAAAUGAACUAUAG
Messenger RNA from Musca vetustissima, 582 nucleotides. RefSeq lists its product as uncharacterized. The transcript is spliced from 3 exons. Bases 1 to 582 code for a protein of 193 amino acids. NCBI's taxonomy places the organism in Eukaryota, Metazoa, Arthropoda, Insecta, Diptera, Muscidae. The record is from RefSeq and is a predicted model, not a curated record.